UGAGAGGUAAAAGAUCAGGAGGGAAGCCGGAAGAUGGCUGCGGUGGCGGAGGUUGCCGGCUGGGAGAUGCGGACUCAGUGAAGGGAUGGCGGUGACGGCGACGAGGCGGGUGGCGCGCUGCGGCUGAGGCGCGCCGCCGAUCCGCCCCGCACCGCGGCUCUGCUGCCUCUGCCCCGCACGCUCCUAUCGCUCGGCGGCGUCGCCGCCCCGCACCGCGGCGCUCCCCAUGAGCGGGGCGGGCGGGCUGGCGUGGCGCGCGCUGCACGCCCUGCUGCGCGCCGUGUUCUGCGUGCAGCGCGCGCUGCUCGCCUGCCUGCGCGGCCGCGCCGCCGCCGGGCCCCGCGCCUGGCUCUGGCGCCGCGCCGCCUCCGCCGCCGCCUCCUGCGCGCUCCUGCUGCCCGCCGCCGGCCCCUUCGCCUUCCGCAAGCUGCGGGCGGCGCGGCGGCGGCGACCCGUGCCGGCGGCCCAAGUCCGGCAGCGGUGGCGCUUGGACGGACGUGCCCUGCAGAAGCUGCCGGUCCACAUGGGCCUCGUGGUGACCGAGGAGGAGCCGAGCUACGCGGACAUGGCCAGCCUGGUAGUGUGGUGCAUGGCAGUGGGCAUCUCCUAUGUCAGCGUCUACGACCAUAAUGGUAUUUUCAAGAGGAAUAAUUCCAGAUUGAUGGAUGAGAUUUUAAAACAGCAGCAAGAACUCUUAGGACUAGAUUGCUCCAAGUACAACGUGGAAUUUGCAAAUCAAGACAAAGCUGAUGAAGUUUUAAAUUGCCAAUCUACAUUGAAGGUGCUGUCUCCAGAAGAUGGAAAAGCAGACAUAGUAAAAGCUGCUCAGGACUUUUGUCAGUUGGUAGCACAGCAGCAAAGAAGAUACACAGACCUGGAUGUGGAUGUGUUAGACAACUUAUUAAGUAGUACAAAUGGAUUUCCUGAUCCUGAUUUAGUCUUGAAGUUUGGUCCUGUGGACAGCACGUUAGGAUUCCUUCCGUGGCACAUCAGACUGACAGAGAUCAUUUCUUUGCCUUCCCACCUGAACAUCAGCUAUGAAGACUUUUUCUCUGCCCUCCAUCACUAUGCAGCCUGUGAGCAACGCUGGGGAAAGUGACUUCUGGCUGAGCACAUGGAGUCAGGUUUUCUGUGGGAAGGAAUUGAUGUCUGUUUACAAGCACCUGUGACCCAUAAGUCUGGUUCAUAGUCCUUUCUUAAUUUAUCAACAAAUUCAAUAAAGUGUCUUACCUUUCUAGAGA
Pogoniulus pusillus (Red-fronted tinkerbird) is the source of this 1241-nucleotide messenger RNA. It is a transcript of the gene NUS1, whose product is annotated as NUS1 dehydrodolichyl diphosphate synthase subunit. The transcript is spliced from 5 exons. Gene Ontology annotation, molecular function: ditrans,polycis-polyprenyl diphosphate synthase [(2E,6E)-farnesyl diphosphate specific] activity. Lineage: Eukaryota; Metazoa; Chordata; Aves; Piciformes; Lybiidae. The record is from RefSeq and is a predicted model, not a curated record. Bases 227 to 1099 code for a protein of 290 amino acids. Gene Ontology annotation, cellular component: dehydrodolichyl diphosphate synthase complex; endoplasmic reticulum membrane.